Poeciliopsis prolifica (blackstripe livebearer) is the source of this 5555-nucleotide messenger RNA. RefSeq lists its product as uncharacterized. Bases 315 to 1073 code for a protein of 252 amino acids. Gene Ontology annotation, biological process: regulation of transcription by RNA polymerase II. The record is from RefSeq and is a predicted model, not a curated record. The transcript is spliced from 2 exons. Gene Ontology annotation, molecular function: DNA-binding transcription factor activity, RNA polymerase II-specific; RNA polymerase II cis-regulatory region sequence-specific DNA binding. Lineage: Eukaryota; Metazoa; Chordata; Actinopteri; Cyprinodontiformes; Poeciliidae.
CACAAUGAACCGUCAGACGGAGAGGGGCACGCGCGCUGGGCCCGGGGCAUUAGCAUGAUUGUAGAACAUUAAUAUUUUUAGCCGUGUCUGGAUACUGUUAUUUUAAACUUCCUCUUAAACUGCUGACUCGCCGCCUGACCGCAUCAACUCUCGACUGGAAGCAGGUUGGACGUCGAGUUUGAGGAGAACGAGGUCGGGAUCAGACCAACGUCACAGUUUGCCCCUCCUAGCGAGACUUUUCGUUCUUUUUUCCCCCCCGCGGACAAACACAUACAUACACUAAAAAAAAAAACCCGAAACCAAAAUAGAUAAAGAUGUCGUUGCCUGCUUCUUCUGAUUACUUCGCCGCGGAGUGUCUCGUCUCGAUCUCCAGCGGUCCCGUCCUGCACAGACCCACUCCGGUGGCCCCCGCCAGCCAGCCCGCCCCGGUGGGCCUUCACCCCGGGGAGCCCGAUGGGUCGAGCGAGGACAGGGAAGUUCGAGAGACGCUGAGGCUGGAGGGAACCAACAUGAUGACGGUGGCCGGGAUCCUCACCGACCUGCACAGCAAGUUCCGCCCGAUGUCGGCCUACUCGGAGAGCAGCAACUCCUCGUGCGGUGGGGAGAGCGGGUACACCACGUUGUCCGACCCCACCACCCCGACCAUGACCCCCUCCGCGACACCCGUCCCCGGACAGCAGCAGCAUCUCCAGCAGCAGCACCUCCGAGGGGCCGGGGGAGUCGGGCUCCCGCGGUCCCCCGUCAAGCGACAUCAGUGCACUUUUGACGGAUGCGACAGAGUUUACGGGAAAUCGUCGCACCUGAAGGCUCACAUCCGGACACACACAGGUGAGAGGCCUUUCCCCUGCACCUGGCCCAAGUGCGAGAAGAAGUUCGCCCGCUCCGACGAGCUCGCCCGCCACACCCGCACCCACACAGGGGAGAAGCGCUUCCUGUGCCCGCUGUGCGACAAGCGCUUCAUGCGCAGCGACCACCUGAUUAAGCACGCCCGCCGCCACCCUGACUUCCAGCCCUCCUUGCUGGCUCGCUGCAAGGCCACGCCCGCGUCUUCCCGCCAACCCGCCCACACCUAGGAGGGCACUUAGGUGAUGUCCGUUUCAAAGUCAACCAGCUACUAUCAAAUCCACUGGGCUGUACUCCAAAACACACAUGCACACAAACGCAAGGAAGAGGUGAACAUCUAAGAAAUCUCCCCAUUUCAAUCCUCACUUCCCCCAAAAAAUGAACUCUUCGGACCUAGUGCUCUUCCGCUUGCACACGCGUGUAUAGAAGUUUACAGAACAGCAGAUUGGACUGAGCCUUCUGAGGUGUUAGAGCUUUACUUCCGGUGAGUAGAAAUUACGCAGCGCUGCGUAAAACUGAACAUAUGCAAGAACAAAAAAGGAAGUGCUUUUAGAGAUUCACCACAGAACGAUAGACGGAAGAAUUUUCUCCAGAACAUAAUUGGUUCCUCACCACCACCCUGAAAUUUAAAGGUACAAAAUGCCUGUGAAAUUCAGUCAUACCAAGAAACAUUCCUGAAGCUUGCCUCCAACAUAUUAAUACUGAUUUCACCUUUUCUAACCAAAAAAAAAAACUAAAGAAAAAAAACUCACAACUCACAGAAUACCUCAUUGUUUAACGCAGGUUCACGGCAGCACAAUCAGUUUCAGUCCUGAUGCUUUCUCUUUAGCUUCAACCAGAACGGUGGAGUGCAUCCUAAGCCAUACAGAACUCAGAAUCCUAACAUCUCAUAUUCAAACACUUUUUUGCAAGUUGCAGGGAUUUUUCACAUUUUCUUUCAUUUCUGUAAAAGAAAAAAAAAGAUGAUGUUCAAGCUUCUCCUCAUUCAGAUUUUCACUGGUUUCUCAUGGUUCAUCCUUAGGGCUAAGCGUUAAGUUUGUGAUAUUAGAUAGCCGAACGGUGACUAGAACUUUUUUUUUUUUCAUUUUUGCUGUUGCUUUGCUUUUUUUGAGUCCUAGCGAUGAACCAUUCACGUUUAUUCAUUAUUAGUGACUAUAUGUGGAAUAUCUUGCCUAUAUUUCCAUCCGAUCGCAUCGUUUGGUCGGGAAGCUGAACACACCUCUCUGUAGACAAGCAGUUUGCACACCACUCUGAAGGCUAGAAUCAUUAUCUUCACAUAAUACGCAACAGUGUUAUGUCUAAUAUUGAUGCAAUUGUAUAUAAGCUUUAAGCUUUUAAUGUAGAAUAAAUGGUAAUGCUACUAGCAGCAGAAAUGAUACAUGUAGUCCUUAUAUUAGGGGUAAUAUUAUGCUAGAUAGGUUGGCGUUGCCAGUGAGAGUUGGUGUGUGAGUUUUGUUUUCCCUUUUUUCUUCUCUGUAUAUUUUGAAAGGGUAGUGAUUGAAAUUGUAAGCGUGUGCGUGUGUAAAAGUUGGACUUUUUUUUUUUUACUUUUCUAGGCGUGGAAGAGAAUGGUUGUGUGUUUAGCUCGGUGCUGCCUUCAGAUUAAAAGCAUUCGAUCCUCUGGCUUUGUCGGGCCAGAUGGCAGAAUGUGUGGAAGUGCGUGGGAUCAGGUGUGCCAGAUGGAGUUUUUUUCCCCCCCCCCUCUCCUUCUUCUUCAUCUCCGAUGCAGAUAAACAAGUCGUACAGGUCGCACUGGAAGAAUAAUCUGAUUGCAACAGUUUUUUUUUUGUAAUAAGAUGCAAACAAAACACGGCUGCCAUCACUCGAUCAAACGAAAGCAGCCAACAAUUCUGACUGCUACAUUGUCAGACCUGAAGGAAAACUAAAGUGAAAGCAGCUUUCAUUAAACUAAUAAAUUCAGUUUGGUUCUGCUUGCUUUGCUGCUUUGUCAUUAUGCACAGUAACAGUUUUCAUCGCUCUUCAGUCAAAAUUUCAGUGGAGAAGAAAGAACAUGCAGUUCAUUGCUGCACUGCUACAGCCAGACAUUCACUGAUAUGUGGAAGAAUAUUAUGGCUACUGGCACACAAAAAAACGAUUCAUAAAGUCAGAGUUUUGAGAAUAAAGUUGGAAUUUUGGGAUUAAAGUCGGAUUUUCAUUCAUCAUUAUUAUUAUUAUUUCCCAGAGGCCCUGAUCCUCCUCCAUAGAUAGCAGUUAUAACUGGUAGGGAAAAACAGGUUUUGUGGGUACAAUACAUGUUAUUUAUCAGCAUGAAGUUGCUACUAGUUUACUUUGUGCACUGAGCACAUUAAUUAGCAUAUGAUCCAUUUUGAGUUACAUUAAUUUUACUUUUUAUGAGUCAAAGCACAAAUUAUCAUAAACCCACUGCAACUAUAAGUAGAGGGAUAGGAACUGUAAUUCCUGGCUGUUGUGUCAGGGAACAAAAUGGCGAAGCGGCAAAAGAAACCCAGAACCAUUUUUGUCAAAUGAAAACAUGUACCAAAUAAAACGUUGAAAACUUGUCGCAUAAAACCCUCCAAAACACGAGUAAGAAAAGCAAAUCAUUCAGGAAUGAGAAGGAGCCGGGAUUAAAUCUUUAAGUAAAGACUAAAAAUGACCAAAGUAUUGUAUUAAUUAUUGAAAUAUACAGUUACAUCAAUGUUUUCUGUAAUAUUUAAAAUGCUUUGAGCACGUCCCCCUUUUUUUCAUACUCCAUCUGAACAGGUGUUUUAGUCCGAGGUCCACAGUUUUCACUAAAGCCUCAAGAGGGCGACGUAGAGCUGAGAAGAGACAAAAAACAAAAAAAAAGGAAGUGAACGAAGCUAGACUUGAUGUAUCCUCCUCCCUGUGAGAUGAAUUAUCCCCACGGGGAAAAUGACAAUUUUCUCUUCGCUCCGUUCCUGAAAAACAAGCGUCGUUGUUCUUCUUCUGCUCGAGAUUUGGCUUUUUCGUGUGAAUGGUGCUACCUUGUGGUUGGGCGUUUUAUUGUAGCUGUGGAAGCUUGGAGAAAACAGGUUCACUGCACCACUUCCUGUUGCAUCACAAGUAAGGGGCUUUUUACCGAAAAAUGUUCGCUACUGAAAAGUUUAGUCAUUCUGAAAAGCGGACUUUAGUACCAGUAUCCUUUCUGGUACCAAACCCGGCCACGUACUUAAGAAGCCAGUUUGUGUCUUGUGUCAGUGAUCCCCACACUCUUUAUCCCACAUUCCUUUUGUCUCAGCGACCACUUCUAUUGAGAGACGUUUGAAAGCCUUAAGCAUCGUCAUGACUACUUAUUCACCGUGUUUACAGCUGCAUCAUCACAAAGGUGGAUAUUCCAUCAGAAACAUGCAAGAUGGCACUUUCUUUGUUCCCUGAAAGAUGCACAUGGCUGAAGAGUGGAAUGGCUUGCACUGUGACUGAGUCUCUACUAGCACGCACUGUGGAGACUUUGCUAAUGUUUAUAAGAAAUGGUUUGUAUAAAAAGAGAAUAAAACUGCCUUUUCCCCAUUUGCUUUAAAAAGCAAGAUAAACGAACCGGGUAGUUGCUUUUAUUAUUCUUGUUGUUUUUCUUUUUUGUUUUAGUCUAACUUAGUUAUCCAGGCCAUUUCUUCUUGUGGAAUUUCUUUUGUAGAUGAUUGUUGUUCCUUCGUCCUCCGACGUAAUCUCUUCCGAUUCAAGAUGUCUUCCUCUCUGUUUUUCACAAACGGCAGCAGUUCAAUGUCGGUCCGUGUCAGUGGGAGCCCAUUGAAGUAAAAAAAAACAAACAAAGCAACACUGAUAUUUUUAUACACUUUUUUUUCUGAAGGAGGUUUGCUGCUGGCAGUAACCUACGACCACACGGACUGUUUAAAACAAAAGGAACAAACACAAUCUACUUCUGUUUUCAGAUGUCCUUCUGUCUCUCAUGACAGGUGGACGAGUCAGCUGACUCUCAUAGCUAUAAAAUCACAAGAACAUACCUCACAGGUUUACUUUGUUUUGCAGCGUCGGUGCAGAUUCCCUCCAACCCAAAAUUCCCAGCUUUUCUUUUAGCCUCUAGUUUUCCGAGGUUUGCUGAAGUCCUUUCAAACAGAUAAAUCUUUCAACUUCCUUUCGGCUUUGGUUACAGCAGGGUUUUUUUUUCUAAUAAAGGGUUUAAGCCAACUGCUGGUUAAUGCAGUGACCUGAAAGGGGAAAUGAUCAGAACACAAAGUCUCAGUUUUGUAGAAGAACAUUAUCCAGUUUGGAUGAAUCUCUUUGUUUUAUAUUAUUGUUUUCUUUUCUGCUUUGAGGGGCAACAAUAUCUCAACCACACUAAUUCAGUUAUGCACACUGUACAGGAAGUGGAUGUGCUGUAUUUUUAUGUUUUAUGAUUUCUCAUUUUUCUACAAUGUUGUUUUUUUGUUUUUGUUUUUUUUAAAAAGCUCUCCUAUUAAAGCUUUAGUUAAGAUCAUUUGGAAGAACUGUAUAAUUAAAUAAUAGCUGCAAACGGCUGUUUUUUUUAAAAAUAUUUAUAUUCUCAGGUGUCUUAAAAUUGUAAGCAUUGGAGUUUCAAAAUUUUCCUGUGCAGCACCGAUGUAUAAGCAUUUUAUUACUUUUGCUGAUUAAUUUAUUACAUAUCAAAGACGCAUCAUUUAUGUGGUUUGUUUUCAUAACUCAUUUUGUCAUAUGGGACUGUACUAAUAGUACACUGUUUCAAUGUUUGUUUUACUAUUUCUUUUUUUUUUUUUUUUAAAUAAAAAGUCUGACAUUCA